Rhodamnia argentea is the source of this 1233-nucleotide messenger RNA. Its product is annotated as caffeoylshikimate esterase-like. Gene Ontology annotation, cellular component: membrane. Lineage: Eukaryota; Viridiplantae; Streptophyta; Magnoliopsida; Myrtales; Myrtaceae. The record is from RefSeq and is a predicted model, not a curated record. The coding region runs from base 109 to 1134 and encodes 341 amino acids. The transcript has a single exon. Gene Ontology annotation, molecular function: lipase activity.
UCCAACUCAUUGCCCCCCACCAAUAAAACUCCCCAACUCCUCCUCCCAUUGACUCGUCAUCUUCUUCUUCUUCUUCUUCUCUCUCUCUCACACACACACGAAAUACAAAUGUCGCACCCCUUCGCCCAGGCCAGCGAGACGAGCCCCUUCGGCUCCCUCACUCCCGACGAGUUCUACGCCCGCCACUCAGUGAGCCACGGCUACGAGUUCGUCACCAACCCCCGCGGCCUCAAGCUCUUCACCCAGUGGUGGACCCCUCUCCCCCCGACCAGGGUCCUCGGCGUCCUCGCCGUCGUCCACGGCUUCACCGGCGAGUCCAGCUGGCUCGUCCAGCUCACCUCCGUCUUCUUCGCCAAGUCCGGCUUCGCCACCUGCGCCCUCGACCACCAGGGCCACGGCUUCUCCGACGGCCUCGCCCACCACAUCCCCGACCUCAACCCCGUCGUCGACGACUGCGUCUCCUUCUUCGACUCCUUCCGCGCCCGCCACGGCCCCUCCCUCCCCGCCUUCCUCUACGCCGAGUCCCUCGGCGGCGCCAUCGCCCUUUACAUCGCCCUCCGCCAGCCCCGCGCAUGGGCCGGCCUCGUCCUCAACGGCGCCAUGUGCGGCAUCAGCGCCAAGUUCAAGCCCCCCUGGCCGCUCGAGCACCUCCUCUUCCUGGUCGCCGCUGUCAUCCCCACCUGGCGCGUGGUGCCCACGCGCGGUUCGAUCCCGGACGUGUCGUUCAAGGAGGACUGGAAGCGGAAGCUGGCACUGGCAAGCCCGCAGAGGACGGUGGCUAGGCCGCGGGCGGCGACGGCGCUCGAGCUGCUGAGGGUGUGCCGGGAGCUGCAGGGCCGGUUCGAGGAGGUGGAGGUGCCGCUCCUCAUCGUGCACGGCGGCGACGACGUCGUCUGCGACCCGGCGUGCGUGGAGGAGCUGUACGCCCGCGCCGGGAGCAAGGACAAGACGCUGAGGAUACACCCUGGGAUGUGGCAUCAGCUGGCAGGAGAGCCCGACGAGAGCGUUGACAUGGUGUUCGGGGAGAUGAAGGCGUGGCUCGUGGCCAGGGCUGAGCGCGCCGCGUUGGGGGCCGGCGGAGGUGACGCACGCGCUGCCGUGGAGGAUGGGGCGCAGGAUCAGGGUCCAAAUUGAGUCGUCAAACGCAUCAAAAACAAAAUUUACUCCGGGAAGAGCGUCAAUGGGGUUGCCUUGGAUAUCGUCAGAAUUUCUUUAAAAAGAUCUUUUCUUGGA